Chenopodium quinoa (quinoa) is the source of this 1759-nucleotide messenger RNA. RefSeq names its product mitochondrial succinate-fumarate transporter 1-like. The transcript has 2 exons. The record is from RefSeq and is a predicted model, not a curated record. Gene Ontology annotation, biological process: fumarate transport; succinate transport. Bases 328 to 1287 code for a protein of 319 amino acids. NCBI's taxonomy places the organism in Eukaryota, Viridiplantae, Streptophyta, Magnoliopsida, Caryophyllales, Amaranthaceae.
UAAUAAAAUAUAUGUGAAAGUAAGAUUAGUAAGAAAGAAAUACACUAAAAUAAUAAUGGGUUCUUUCCGAAUAAAAAAGUGUUGUAAUUAUUAUAAAACGGACGUAGAAGAAAAGAGUUGCGAUUAUUACAAAACGAAUAGAGUAUCUUUCGUAUAAAAAAUAAACCGCACCUACUUAGAACAACGAGCCACUUCAUACCCACGUCAGAAAGCGGCUACUACUAUUGUAAACCAUUUUCAUUCUCUCUCCCCCUCAACUGAGAAGACUGGAGAAGAAAAAUCAAUCCCCUCUUCUCCUUCUUCCAGUUUUCUCAAGAAAUCACAAAAAUGGCAGAACCCCAGAAAAACAACAACACCAACAAUUCAACCCAAAUCACAACGAGGGUGACAGUCCCACCAUACAUGAAAGCCAUUUCAGGGUCAGUUGGAGGAAUCGUAGAAGCCUGUUGUUUACAGCCGAUUGACGUUAUCAAAACCCGUUUACAGCUUGAUAGGGCUGGAAAUUACAAGGGUAUCCUUCAUUGUGGAACCACUGUUGCAAAUACUGAAGGGGUACGUGCUCUUUGGAAGGGAUUAACCCCAUUUGCAACUCAUCUCACUCUUAAGUAUGCCCUUCGUAUGGGUACUAAUGCUGUCCUUCAAUCGGCUUUUAAAGACUCUGAAACUGGCAAACUUAGUUAUCAAGGUCGUUUGUUUUCUGGGUUUGGUGCUGGUGUUCUUGAAGCCCUCGUUAUUGUCACCCCUUUUGAGGUGGUGAAAAUUAGGUUACAACAGCAGAAAGGAUUGAGUCCUGAACUCCUAAAAUACAAGGGUCCCAUUCAUUGUGCCCGUAUGACAAUACGUGAAGAAGGAAUUCGAGGGCUGUGGUCAGGUGCUGCUCCAACAGUCAUGCGCAAUGGAACUAACCAAGCAGCCAUGUUCUCUGCCAAGUUCAUGUUUGACAAGGCCUUGUGGAAUAAGCAAGAAGGUGAUGGAACAGUUCUCCAGCCAUGGCAGUCUAUGAUUUCAGGAUUUCUUGCUGGGACAGCAGGCCCCAUAUGCACUGGUCCAUUUGAUGUUGUGAAAACAAGGCUGAUGGCACAAAGCAAGUCUGGGAAUAAUGUAAAGUACACUGGCAUGGUUCAUGCCAUUAAAACAAUCUAUGCUGAGGAAGGGCUACGGGCUUUGUGGAGGGGAUUACUUCCAAGACUCAUGAGGAUUCCACCUGGCCAGGCUAUCAUGUGGGCUGUUGCUGAUCAGCUGACUGGACUUUAUGAGAAGCGGUUCUUGCAAAGUGCACCCUUGUGAAUAACCUAACUUGGUCUUUCUUCUUGUGCUUUGUUUUUCAUGGUGAUAUUGAGAGGGCAGGAAAUGUGUCUUAUGGGCACAAAAGGAGUUCCUAGUGUAUUUUUGACAAGUUCCCAGGAGGAAAGCUCUCACUGGUGAUACUUGAUAGGGAAUUUUGGACUUGUUUGUUUGAGCAACUGUAUUAUAUGGUGGGCAGCUUGAUCAGAUUUUGGUGCAUAGAAGAAAUCAUGCUCUCUGACAAGAAUGCCAUUUAUAUCGCUUUUUUUUUUUUUUCCUAGCCUUUAGCUUCUGAAUUUGAUGAUGUCGAAAAUGAUGAGGAUAGGUCGGUAGUUAUAGGUGUUUUGGCCAAAUUUGUGACCAAGACAAGCAUGUGUUUUAAACAAUUCAAAGAGCACCUCCCAUUCAUUUGUAGAAAACAUGAAUUGGUUUCAGUCUUUGGCUGUAGUACUAUGAUCUGUAUGGCUUUUUUUGC